CUCAAGUUCUCCGCUGCUAGUUAGUUUUUAGUUGUCUUUUUCCUUGAUAACAUACUGGUGAUGGCUAAUCAACUAGCUAGUUUAUGAGUUUGGACAUCAGUGCGUCGUAUUAGCUCUAGAUUGCCUGUACUGUGUAGCGUAAUGCACCCUACAGCCAGCCCGAAGUUGAUAACACUACAAGUAGCGGCUUCUCUCAGCACCGCCAGGGACUUGACGCUGGGCAGCUCGGGUUACACUGGUAUACAGUUAGGCCAAGGCAGCUAUGGACCGCUCUCCGGUAGUCAUUGUCCGGGGUUACAAUUACCAGGAGGAAGGCUGCCCGCAGUCAAGCCGAUACAUGUCCAUACAUCAAGGAGAAAAUUCCCUCAGAACGACUCCAGGGACCGAAAGGAUUCCAACUGGAAUGUAGAGGGGUCUACUUCCUCCUUCCCUGGCAGAGAGGUGUGUCCUUUGUCCCGGCUGGGCUCCUCAGAUAACUACCCAGAGAAAGACAUCUGUGGGAGACACUUUCUGUUUGAUAAGACAUGGAAGAAUGACAACAGGAUGUAUCCCAAGUAUGAUUUCAGAGAUGAGCGUCCCCUGAAGCCUAGCGGCUCCAUCCCUCCCCUGCCCAGAGACUACCAGAUCCACCGGUCGGGUCACCUGCACCACUAUACCCUCCACAAGGAGCUUUCCCAUGCCCCUGCUCGCCCCUGCGCCUUUGGCUCUUAUGAGGCCUAUGACCUGACGUCAGUUCCUGCCAUCCUGCUGCCAGCUGCAGCCUCGCUCAAUGGAAGAAACCCCUCAACAGAAGGCUACAAGAACAGACCAAGAGUAAAUAACAGAACCUGCAGUCUUUUCACAAUAGGAGCUAAUCAGAAAUGUAAGUAUAAUUUAAAAAAAACGAAGUAUUAAGUGAAGUAGGCAUUUGUCUGAAGCGGGGGGAAAAAAAGUGAGUUCACACGAGCACCACAAUGCUUAUUUCACCCGUGCUAUACCAAGGGUUUCCAGCACGCGGCUUUGUCCUACUACAGUAGCUAUGUUUGUCUAUUGUACGUCAAUGUGUAUGCAGGUUUCUUAAGAUUAAAACCUUCUCAAACAAUCAUAAUUCAUACUCUAAAGAGGAGGUUCUUCCACAAUAAUGUGAUUAGUACGGCAUACAAGUUAACGUAUUGGAUUCUUAACACACCACCCUAAUCCCAUUCCACUGUUUUCAAACGUUUUUUUGCAUUAUAUGAAAACAAGCUUUGCUUUUAAACUUACAAGAUCACCGUGCUUGAUUUAGCAAACUGUUUUGUCUUGUAGUAAUGUGGUCCCUGCCUGUAUUUCCUUAAACCUUUAUGUUUAGCAGUACAUUUCAUUGAGGGGGAAAAAAUACAGUAUAUAUAUCAUAAAAUAUCUUUGGGGGGGUCAGUAGGUGGCCAACAUAAAACCUGGUUGUGUGUAGUACAGUCACUCAUAUACAGUGCCUUCAGAAAGAAUUCACACCUCUUGACCUUUAUGUAUUUUGUUACAGCCUGAAUAAAAAUAAUUGAUGAAAUAUAUUUUU
Molecule: messenger RNA, 1528 nt
Organism: Salvelinus namaycush (lake trout)
Lineage: Eukaryota; Metazoa; Chordata; Actinopteri; Salmoniformes; Salmonidae
Exons: 6
Coding region: 142-894 (250 amino acids)
Source: RefSeq, a predicted model, not a curated record